CAUUUUCUGUGCACACUCAUCUCUAGGAGCAGCCGUCGGGACACAACACUUCGAAAAAGUUAAGAAAAUUAACACUAAAGCGGGGGCGCGAUUUCAAUUAAUAGGCUAGUGAGAUACAAAAAGAGCAGAUUAACAAAUUACAAUAUGCGCGGUGAACUUGGACCCAAUAUAUGCCGCGUUUGCUUAGAGCCCAGCAAACGGCUGCAACGCAUUGACGAAACACGCGAGGAAGGCGAAGAGACUCCGAAUGAAAUGCUUAUUCAACUACUUGGAAUUUCGUUUAGCAAGCUAAAUGGUAAGGAUCAGAUACCUGAUGGCAUAUGCAAGCCAUGCAAGGUUGAGCUCAAUAUGGCAUUUCAUUUUCGCGAGAAAGCGUUGCGCAAACAGGCGGAAAUCGAAGAAUAUUUUCGUAGUUUGGGCCUACUAGAUGAGCAGGAAGAGGAGGAGGAGAUAUACGUUAAGGAGGAGGACGAUACUAACUCGCAAAGCAUGGAGCCUGAUCAGGAUGAGGACGACGAAAUGACAGAAUUCAUGCUCGAAGAAGUUGCCGUUGGUGAGGGGGACAUUAUUGUUGAUGCAGGUGCAUCCAAAGGGAAUGAAGAGUUCGUUGAAAUCGAUACUAGUGAUCAGCAUGAAAUUUUAUCGGGCGAUAUUGAGUAUUUAGAAUCAGCCUACCUUGAAUUGGAAGGCGAGUCCGAAGAGGCACUCACCAAUGCUGGUGAUUCUGAUCCAGGCAAGCCAAUGCCGCCUCAACGUAAACAGUUAGCCCUUAAACCACAACUCAGGCGCGGUCGACCAAGAACUGGCUUUAGUGCAGUGGGCGUUGAUGGUGAAAAGGGCGGCUACAUAUGCGAUGUGUGUGGAAACUUUUAUGAGAAGCGUGGACGCAUGAUGGAGCAUCGUCGUCGCCACGAUGCCGUUUGCCAGUAUCAGUGCGAACUCUGCCAUGCCAAGUUUCAGGUUCGUGAGCAGCUACGCAAACACAUGUAUUCCCAUACUGGCAGCAAGCCCUAUAAAUGCAGCUUCUGCAGUCGCCAAUUCUUCUAUGUGAGCGUAUUAAAAGCACACGAAAACGUGCACCGUGGUGUCAAGCCGUAUGUCUGCAAAGUGUGCGACAAAGCCUUUGCCUACGCUCACUCGCUAACCAAACAUGAGCUGAUCCACACAGACAUCAAGUUAUAUCAUUGUGAGUACUGCAACAAGGAUUUCCGAUUGCUGCACCAUAUGCGACAACACGAGGAGACCAAAUGUCAUCAGAAUGCUGUAAUGCUACACGAGACCAUGAAAUAUGGACGCGAUGAACAACAGGUGGAUCUGAUUGGCGUCGACGACCUGAAGGAGGACAAUAGGAGUGAAAACUUCUAGUUUAGCUGAUAACUUAUCAAUACUGACACACAUAAUAUAUAUUUAUCUUAAUUAUAGCAAUCAAAUUAUGCAAAAUACAAUUCGAAUCUAUAAUUACUA
Messenger RNA from Scaptodrosophila lebanonensis, 1464 nucleotides. Its product is annotated as zinc finger protein 728. The transcript has 4 exons. NCBI's taxonomy places the organism in Eukaryota, Metazoa, Arthropoda, Insecta, Diptera, Drosophilidae. Gene Ontology annotation, cellular component: nucleus. Bases 145 to 1365 code for a protein of 406 amino acids. Gene Ontology annotation, molecular function: DNA-binding transcription factor activity, RNA polymerase II-specific; RNA polymerase II transcription regulatory region sequence-specific DNA binding; zinc ion binding. The record is from RefSeq and is a predicted model, not a curated record. Gene Ontology annotation, biological process: regulation of transcription by RNA polymerase II.